AACCAGUAGAAGAAUGAGAAUAUACAUUAUAUUGAUAUGUCUAAAAGUGAUCACAUGCUUUAGUGUAAAACCGAACCCGAUAUGUUGCUUCCCGAACCAGUUUGAGACGUUUAUGUUCAUGUCACAGGGUAUUGUUGACAUCGGAACUGGUGACGUGGGGUACGGAUAUGGAUACGCUAACGGAACAAUUAAAACAGCGUUUGAUGGCGUUAAUCAGCUGACGUACGUGCACGAACAUUCUCAGAGCUUUAUGUCAGUGUGGCCAAUUCCUGUUAUACUGGAUUCCAUUGAUAUUUUAGACUACAUAAACAAUAAACAAUGGCGUGUGUAUGCAGAUGGGUCGUGUGAUAAACUUGACGUAGGAUUGCCGUUAUAUCAGGAAUGUAUACCCGGUAAUGCUACAUUAAUCAGUGAAGGAAUGUUUGCACAAACCGGACAGGCCAUGAAGACAUUCAUGUUCCAUGACCGUAUUUACCUGGACCCAUAUGAAAUAACUGUGACAGUCAUCAUGUCAGAUAAUGAUAACGGUGAAUGUACCCCAGUUAGAAUGUCAGUGUCCGACUCGUACGUGUUUGACAGCAACAAGAAUGUCGACAUAACUGUGGCAGAUAUAUAUGACUUUACCACUGGAAUAAAAGAUAGAUCAGUGUUCACACCGCCAUCUUCUUGCGAUAAAGGGGAAAAGAUUGAGGAGGCAAAAUCUACAAAGCACUCUGGGAGAAUCAGAGAUAUUCUCAGGAAUUUUGCAAACAAACAGAAAACCGCAGUUACGAACUAAAACAACACCAUCAACAACAACAACAAAAAGAGUGUAUACGUUAACGUG
This is a messenger RNA of Ruditapes philippinarum (Manila clam), 826 nucleotides long. RefSeq lists its product as uncharacterized. Gene Ontology annotation, molecular function: calcium ion binding. Gene Ontology annotation, biological process: cell-matrix adhesion. Gene Ontology annotation, cellular component: extracellular region; lysosome. The transcript is spliced from 5 exons. NCBI's taxonomy places the organism in Eukaryota, Metazoa, Mollusca, Bivalvia, Venerida, Veneridae. The coding region runs from base 14 to 778 and encodes 254 amino acids. The record is from RefSeq and is a predicted model, not a curated record.